AUGGCGGCGGGGAGAGCCCGGCGGCUCCUCGGUUCCCUUUGGAUCGCCCUUCUGCUCGGGCAGCCGGACCCGGCCGCCGCCGCCGCUCGGAGCAGCUCCCAAAGCCUUCUCACAGGAUCCCUUGUGAGAACCUUCACUCCUUUUUACUUCCUGGUGGAGCCGUCGGACGUUCUGUCAGUUCGGGGAGCUUCUGUGGUGCUGAAUUGUUCAGCUCAGUGUGAGACCGCUCCCAGGAUUGAGUGGAAGAAGGAUGGGACGUUCCUGAGCUUGGUGUCGGAUGACCGUCGGCAGUUGCUGCCGGAUGGCUCUUUGUUCAUCAGCAGCGUGGUGCACUCCAAGCACAACAAACCCGACGAGGGCUAUUACCAGUGCGUGGCGACGGUGGACAGCCUGGGGACCAUUGUCAGCCGCACAGCCAAGCUGACAGUAGCAGGCCUUCCCAGGUUCAUCAGCCAGCCGGAAUCAUCAUCUGUCUACAGAGGCAACAGUGCAAUCCUCAGCUGCGAGGUCAGCGCUGAGCUGGCUCCCCUGGUGAGGUGGGAGCAGGACCGCCAGGCGCUGCUCCCGGACGGCCGCCUGCUGAAGCUGCCCAGCGGAGCUCUGCUGCUCAGCAACGCCACCGACGCCGACGGGGGCCUCUACCGCUGCCUCCUCGAGAGCGGCGGCACCCCCAAGUACAGCGAGGAGGCUGAGCUCAGAGUCCUGCCAGAUCCCGAGGUGCCGCAGAGCUUGGUGUUCAUGAAGCAGCCCUCUUCACUCACCAAGGUCACUGGGCAAAGUGCAGUGUUCCCUUGUGUUGCUGUAGGAUUUCCAGCUCCUUCUAUCAGGUGGACAAGAAAUGAAGAAGAGCUUAUCACAGAAGGGGAUGAAAGACUUCUGCUGCUGGCAGGAGGCAGCCUGGCGAUCAGCGAGGUGGAGGAGGAGGAUGCUGGGACCUACACCUGCAUAGCAGAGAAUGGAAAUGAGACUAUCACAGCCCAGGCAGAGCUGGCAGUUCAAGUUCCUCCUGAGUUUCUGAAGCGACCUGCAAAUAUUUACGCCCAUGAAUCUAUGGACAUCGUGUUUGAAUGUGAGGUGGCUGGAAAACCUACUCCCACUGUCAAAUGGGUCAAGAAUGGAGACAUGGUGAUCCCAAGUGACUACUUCAAGAUCGUUAAAGAACAUAAUCUGCAAGUUUUGGGUCUGGUGAAAUCAGAUGAAGGAUUCUAUCAGUGCAUUGCAGAAAAUGAUGUUGGAAACGCACAGGCUGGAGCCCAGCUGAUAAUCCUUGACCUUGAUGUUGCCAUCCCAACAUUACCUCCCACUUCACUGACCAGUGCCACUAAUGACCAUCUAGCACCAGCUACAACAGGACCACUGCCUUCAGCCCCACGGGACGUUGUGGCCACCCUCGUCUCCACUCGCUUCAUCAGGCUGACGUGGCGGACGCCUGUGUCGGACCCUCAGGGAGACAACCUCACCUACUCAAUCUUCUACACCAAGGAAGGUAUAAACAGGGAACGUGUUGAGAACACGAGUCGUCCUGGAGAGACACAAGUGAUGAUCCAAAACCUGAUGCCAGAAACAGUUUACAUCUUCCGAGUGGUGGCUCAGAACAAGCACGGCCCCGGAGAGAGCUCUGCACCGCUCAAGGUGGCCACACAGCCCGAGGUUCAGCUUCCUGGGCCAGCACCCAACAUCCGAGCCUACGCCAGCUCCCCCACCUCUGUCACGGUCACCUGGGAGACACCGCUCUCUGGCAACGGGGAGAUCCAGAACUACAAACUCUACUACAUGGAGAAGGGGCAGGACACUGAGCAGGACGUUGACGUGGGAGGGCUCUCCUACACCAUCAGUGGCUUAAAGAAGUACACAGAGUACAGCUUCCGAGUGGUGGCUUACAAUAAGCACGGCCCUGGAGUCUCCACCCAAGACGUCGUGGUCCGGACCCUCUCUGACGUCCCCAGUGCUCCGCCGCAGAAUCUGACGCUGGAGGUCCGGAAUUCCAAGAGCAUCAUGCUGCACUGGCAGCCUCCUCCUGCAGGGACCCACAGCGGGCAGAUCACCGGCUACAAGAUUCGCUACCGGAAAGUGUCGCGCAAGAGCGACGUGACGGAGAGCAUCGGCGGCACCCAGCUCUUCCAGCUCAUCGAAGGUCUGGAACGAGGUACGGAGUACAGCUUCCGAGUAGCUGCCUUGACUGUGAACGGGACCGGACCAGCUACCGACUGGGUGUCAGCAGAGACCUUUGAGAGUGACCUGGAUGAAACUCGGGUUCCUGAAGUUCCAAGCUCCCUGCACGUCCGGCCACUCGUCACCAGCAUUGUGGUGAGCUGGACCCCACCCGAGAACCAGAACAUCGUGGUGAGAGGCUAUGCCAUAGGCUAUGGCAUUGGCAGCCCUCAUGCCCAGACCAUCAAGGUGGACUACAAGCAGAGGUACUACACCAUUGAAAACUUAGACCCCAGCUCCCACUAUGUGAUAACCCUGAAAGCCUUUAACAACGUCGGUGAAGGAAUCCCUCUGUACGAGAGCGCCGUGACCAGACCCCACUCAGACGCUUCCGAGGUUGAUUUGUUUGUUAUUAAUGCUCCAUACACUCCAGUGCCAGAUCCUUCUCCCAUGAUGCCACCAGUGGGAGUUCAGGCUUCCAUCCUGAGCCACGACACCAUCCGGAUCACUUGGGCAGACAACUCUCUGCCGAAGAACCAGAAGAUCACGGACGCUCGCUACUACACCGUGCGCUGGAAAACCAACAUCCCUGCAAACACCAAGUACAAGACUGCCAAUGCCACCACCUUGAGCUACCUGGUGACGGGGCUGAAGCCGAACACCUUGUACGAGUUCUCCGUGAUGGUGACCAAAGGUCGGCGCUCCAGCACUUGGAGCAUGACAGCACAUGGAACAACCUUUGAAUUAGGUCCUACUUCUCCUCCUAAAGAUGUGACAGUGGUGAGCAAAGAGGGGAAGCCUCGGACCAUAAUCGUCAACUGGCAGCCUCCAUCCGAAGCCAACGGCAAAAUUACAGGAUACAUCAUUUACUACAGCACGGAUGUGAAUGCUGAAAUACAUGACUGGGUCAUUGAACCUGUGGUGGGAAACAGGCUGACCCAUCAGAUCCAAGAGCUGACUCUUGAUACUCCCUACUACUUCAAAAUCCAGGCUCGCAACUCCAAGGGCAUGGGGCCGAUGUCUGAGGCGGUGCAGUUCAGAACCCCAAAAGCUGAAUCCUCAGAUAAAAUGCCCAAUGAUCAAGCCUCGGGAUCCGCAGGGAAGGGGAACCGAGCAACGGACAUAGGAGCAGACUACAAACCACCUCUUGGUGGCAGUAACAGUCCCCAUGGAAGUCCUACCUCUCCCCUGGACAGCAACAUGCUCCUUGUGAUCAUAGUGUCUGUUGGAGUGAUCACCAUUGUGAUCGUGGUGAUAGUCGCCGUCUUCUGUACUCGCCGGACAACUUCUCACCAGAAAAAGAAACGAGCUGCCUGCAAAUCAGUGAAUGGCUCCCACAAGUACAAAGGGAACUCCAAAGAUGUCAAACCUCCUGACCUUUGGAUCCAUCACGAAAGACUGGAGCUGAAACCCAUCGAUAAGUCUCCGGAUCCCAAUCCGAUCAUGACAGACACCCCGAUCCCUCGCAACUCCCAGGACAUCACCCCAGUGGAUAAUUCCAUGGACAGCAACAUCCAUCAGAGGCGGAAUUCCUACAGAGGGCAUGAGUCAGAGGAUAGCAUGUCCACCCUGGCAGGAAGAAGGGGGAUGAGACCCAAGAUGAUGAUGCCUUUUGAUUCCCAACCACCUCAGCCUGUGGUUAGUGCUCAUCCCAUCCAUUCACUUGAUAACCCUCACCAUCAUUUCCACUCCGGCAGCCUCGCUUCUCCAACUCGCAGCUAUCUCCAUCACCAGGUCAACCCGUGGCCCAUUGGCACAUCCAUGUCCCAUUCAGACAGGGCCAAUUCCACAGAGUCGGUCCGGAACACGCCGAGCACGGACACCAUGCCAGCUUCCUCCUCUCAGACCUGUGCUGACCACCAGGAGCCUGAGAGCACCACAGGCUCCUACCUGGCUAAUGCACAAGAGGAGGACACGGCUCAGAACCUGCCCACGGCCCACGUCCGUCCUUCCCACCCACUGAAGAGCUUCGCGGUGCCGGCAGUGCCGCCGGCAGGCUCCACCUAUGACCCAGCCUUGCCAAGCACACCACUGCUGACUCAGCAAGCUCCCACCCAUCCCGUUCACUCGGUGAAGACAGCGUCGAUCGGGACUUUGGGCAGGACUCGCCCCCCCAUGCCAGUGGUAGUUCCCAGUGCCCCUGACGUGCAGGAGACCACCAGGAUGCUGGAGGACUCGGAAAGCAGUUACGAACCGGACGAGCUGACCAAAGAGAUGGCCCACCUGGAAGGACUUAUGAAGGACCUUAAUGCCAUCACUACAGCAUGACCACCUUUCACCAGGACAUGACUCCAGUUUCACAAGUCUUGGGACUCAGCCUUGGAACACAAGGAAUUGUACAGAGGUAAC
Messenger RNA from Indicator indicator, 4500 nucleotides. It is a transcript of the gene NEO1, whose product is annotated as neogenin 1. Gene Ontology annotation, cellular component: membrane. The record is from RefSeq and is a predicted model, not a curated record. Gene Ontology annotation, molecular function: protein binding. The coding region runs from base 1 to 4419 and encodes 1472 amino acids. Gene Ontology annotation, biological process: cell-cell adhesion. The transcript is spliced from 29 exons. NCBI's taxonomy places the organism in Eukaryota, Metazoa, Chordata, Aves, Piciformes, Indicatoridae.